AUGCUGGUGAAUGAUCUGUUUGAAGAUAUCAAAGAUGGGGUAAUGCUAAUUGCCCUUUUGGAGGUUCUUUCAGGGCAGAAGUUGCCUUGUGAGCAGGGACGUCAGCUGAAGAGAAUUCACUGGGUUGCCAACAUUGGCACAGCUCUUAAGUUUCUAGAAGGAAGACGGAUUAAGCUGGUCAACAUAAACUCAACUGAUAUUGCUGAUGGAAGGCCUUCUAUUGUACUUGGCUUGGUGUGGACCAUAAUUUUAUAUUUUCAGAUUGAAGAACUUACCAGCAACCUCCCACAGCUGCAGUCGAUGUCUAGCAGCACUUCUUCUGUGGAGAGUGUUGUCAGUUCAGAAACUGCAAGUCCCCCAAGCAAACGGAAGGUGGUAACCAAGGUCCAAGGAAGUGCCAGAAAGGCUCUGUUAAAAUGGUUGCAGUACACAGCAGCAAAACAAGCUGGAAUUGAAAUCAAAGAUUUUGGACAAAGUUGGAGGAGCGGUGUUGCAUUUCAUUCCAUUAUUCAUGCCAUCCGCCCAGAUUUAGUGGACAUGGAGAAAGUGAGGGGAAGGUCAAACAGAGAAAACCUGGAAGAAGCCUUCACACUUGCAGAAGAAGAGCUAGGAAUUCCAAGGCUCCUUGAUCCAGAAGAUGUGGAUGUUGACAAGCCAGAUGAAAAGUCUGUCAUGACCUAUGUAGCCCAGUUUUUGAAGUACUAUCCUGAACCUCAUCAUACAGCGACUGAUGCACAGGAGAAUGAUGAACUUCAAGCAAUCCCAACUUUUGUCAUUUCUUUUAUGAAAUUUAAGAAAGAAGACAGACUGGUGUUGAGAGACCUAAAAGUAUGGGCAGAACAACUUGAAAGAGACAUAGCCCGAGCACAAGUGGCAGAAACAAGCUUGCAUGAGAAAUAUCAGUCAUUUAAGCAUUUCAGAGUACAAUAUGAGGUAAAAAGGAAACAGAUUGAACUUGUAACCCAGUCAUUAAGGAAAGAUGGUAAACUAUCACUUGAUCAAGCUAUGGUGAAGCAAGCAUGGGAGAGAGUUUCUUCUAGGCUGUUUGAUUGGCACGUACAUCUUGAUAAAUCUCUUCCUGCACCUUUGGGUACCAUAGGUGCUUGGCUUUACAGAGCAGAGGCUGCUCUGAGGGAAGAAGUAACUGUUCAGCAAGCUCAUGAUGAAACAGCAAAUACAAUACACAGGAAGCUUGAACAACAUAAGGAUCUGCUGAAAAACAUAGAUGGUCACAAAAAAGCAUUCCAUGAGAUCCACAGGGCCAGGUCCGUUAACGGCGUGCCUGUUCCACCUGACCAGUUAGAAGACAUGGCAGACAGGUUUAAUUUUGUUGUCUCCUCAUCUGAGCUCCAUCUGUUGAAGAUGGAGUUUCUGGAACUGAAGUAUCGUCUACUAUCACUCUUAGUCCUUGCAGAAUCAAAGUUAAAAUCAUGGAUUAUCAAAUAUGGAAGGCGAGAGUCUGUGGAACUGCUGCUUCAAAAUUAUAUCUCUGUUAUUGAAAAUAGUAAAUUCUUUGAGCAGUAUGAAGUUACAUACCAGAUCUUGAAAAGAGCAGCUGAAAUGUAUGCCAAAGCAAAUGGCUCAGCGGAAGAAGUUGAGAAUGUGAUGAAAUUCAUGAGUGAAACCACAGCUCAGUGGAGAAACCUCUCAGUAGAGGUGAGAAGUGUAAGAAGCAUGUUGGAAGAAGUAAUUGCUAAUUGGGACAGAUAUAGCAGCACGGUGGCAGGUCUACAAGCUUGGCUGGAAGAUGCUGAAAAAAUGCUGAAUCAGCCUGAACAUUCUAAAAAGGAUUUCUUCCGACACUUACCCCAUUGGAUCCAACAGCACACAGCCAUGAAUGAUGCUGGUAAUUUUCUGAUUGAAACAUGUGAUGAGACCAUUUCCAGGGAUCUUAAACAGCAGCUUCUGUUACUAAAUGGAAGAUGGAGAGAAUUGUUUAUGCAAGUUAAGCAGUAUGCUCGAGCCGAUGAACUGGACAAAAUAAGGAAGGAAUAUAUGGAUGGUGUUGAGCAUUUGACAGCUUUUAUUGAUGAAAGCAAUAGGAAAUUUUCAAUGCCUGUCGAAGUGUCCUUCCAUGAUGUCAAAACGUUUGUACAAGAUUUAGAAAAUAUUAAGCAGAAGUUGGCUGCAAUGGAAGCUCAGUACAAAGCAGUUUCAAGAACAGUGCAACUUGCUACAAAAGAAGUUUCCCAAGAGGAAGUGAAUGAAAUGCUGGGAACUUUGUCGCGGAUCAAAGAGCAGCUGAGCAAGGUUAAGGAGUAUUCCUGUGCCCUGCUGUAUGAAUGCCAGCGUCUGGUGUCUCCACUGGAAGAACUGGAGAAGCAAAUCACACAUUUUUAUGAAUCUCUUGAAAAAGUCAAUGAAAUAAUUUCCAUCGUCGAUCCUGAAGCACAACCCACAAGUGUUCUGAAACAAAAAGCACAAGAUUUGGUAGCUUAUCAAGAAAACUGCAAGAAAGAUUUAUCCCUGAUUGAGAGAAACAGUCAGAGUAUCCUGCAGUCUGUGGGUUCGAGUGAAGUGUUACAGCAUUUCCAUCAGUCAACAUUUCAGAAGAAAGUUACACAAGUUCAGCUUACUUUUCAGAAUAUGGUCAGGAAAGCUGGUGAGUGGAGAAAAAACAUAGAAGCAAAUAGCCGUUUGAUGAAGAAAUUUGAAGAGUCUAGAGCGGAACUGGAGAAAGUAAUACAGAUUGCCAAUUGCUGCUUAAAAGAAAAAGGAAAUCCUGAAGAACUUCUCAAAAAACAUAGCGAAUUCUUUAACCAAUUGGAUCAGAGGGUCCUAAAUGCCUUCCUGAAAGCAUGUGAUGAACUUACUGACAUCCUCCCAGAACAAGAGCAACACAACCUGCAGGAAGCUGUGAGAAAACUCCACAGGCAGUGGAAGGAUCUUCAAACAGAAGCCCCAUAUCAUUUAAUCCACUUGAAGAUUGAAGUACAGAAAAGCAAGUUCCUGGUCACAGUGGAGGAGUGCAAAGCUGAACUAGCUCGACAGAAUAAGGUGUUAUCAAGAGAAAGCAAUGAAAGGAUGAUCAAGGAACACGUGUUGUUCUUCGGUGAUAAGGGAUCUUACCACCUGUGUGAGAAAAGGCUACAACGAAUUGAAGAACUGUGCCAUAAACUGCCAGUUUCUGAUCCAGUGAGGGGUACAUUGGAAAGCAGCCAACGAAUCCUGAAGGACCUCAAAUCCCAGAUAGACAGCACAUACAUAAAGCUAACAGAGCACUCGGACACCUGGAAGGGCUAUAAGAGCAGAUUUUCCGAAUUGGCAAAUUGGAUUUCAUCAACAGAAAGAGAGCUCAAGAAGAUAAAGGAAAAUGUUAAUGAUACUGCUAAAUACAAGCAGUGUAAAGCUUCUGUAGGGGAAAUUAGGAGGCAUAUUCACAAGCAUGGAGAAAAUCACAGCUGGCUGAAAUCUAGAGUUGCUGUUUUGACUGCAAUAUGUCCUGAUUUGGAGGCCAAAGAGACAGAGGAUGAGCUUUGUAAACUUUCCAGUGACUUCAAGGGACUCCUAGAUUUGCUGGCUGAGAUUGAAAAUACUCUAGGUGCUGUUGGAGACUGUGUCCAGUACAAAGAAGAAGUUAAAAGUGCAAUUGAAGAGUUAAUCAACAACUCUAAAGAAGUCCAAGCAGAGGCUGAAAAGAUCCUGGAUACAGAAAGUUUAUUACAAGCUCAGCAACUACUACUUCAGCAUCAGCAAAGGACAAGGAGACUCCGUGCAAAGAGGCAAGAUGUGCAAAAGCAGAUCUCCCAAGCCAAACGGUUGCAGAUUGAAGGUGGACUGCCCAUCACAGUGCGAGAGGACUUACAAAAAUUGGAGGGAACGUUGGAGAGCAUGCAGCAGACUAUGGAGAAACGUGAAGAGCAACUGCAGGUCACAAUAAAUAAAUGGGAGCAGUUUGAAAGAGACAAAGAAACGGUAGUAAAAUAUCUCAAUCAAGCAAGCUCUGUACUUGAACGUAUCUUAAACUUUAGCAGUUUAGAGAGCCUCACCUCAGAACUGGAUCAGACAAAGGAACUUUCUAAACAGACUGAAGCAAUGGCAGUGCAGGCUGAGAAUUUGGUGAAGAAUUCUUCUGAGAUACAGCUUGGUUCAAAGAACAAGCAAUCCCUUCAGCAUCAGGCAAAAUCAAUCCAAGAACAAGUGAAAAAAGUGGAAGUUACUCUUGAAGAAGAUAUUAAAAGCAUGGAAAUGGUGAAAAACAAGUGGGAUCAUUUUGGCAGUAAUUUUGAAGCUCUGUCCAUCUGGAUAGCUGAACAAGAAAAAGAACUGGAAACUUUGGAAACAUCAUCAUCUCCUUUGGACAUACAGAUCAGCCAAAUCAAGGUUAUUAAUAAAGAGAUAGAUGAUAAAAUAACUGGAAUCUCAAAUCUUGAAGUGGAAGCCGAGUCUUUUUCCCAGUUUGUUACCUCUGGAGAACGUGCCCAUAUUAAAGCCAAACUGACCCAGGUCAAAAGGUAUUGGGAAGAGCUAAGAGAUCAUGCACAGAGACUGGAAGGAACAAUCACAGGGAAUGCAUCAGCACAGCAGAAAUAUGAAGAAAGUUUUAAACAGGUGCAGCAGGCAGUGGCUGAAUUUGAAGCUAAGCUAGCUGAGCCUCUCAUAUCAUGCUCUUCAGCAGCAGCAACAUAUGCAGCCCUUCAGGAUUGCACGGACCUUUGUCAUACUGUGGAAAAACUGAGCAACACUCUGGCCUCUCUCUCAGCCAGUGUCCGAAAGGUGACCAACAAAGAAAAAGCUGCUCAGGAGGUCACAGCUUUACACCAGAAACAUGAAAAAGUACUAGCAAAUGCUAAAGAGAAACAGACCUUAUUAGAGACUCUUCUGGCUCAGUGGCAGAAGCAGGAGAAGGAACUGUCUGCCUUCCUAACCUGGUUGGAGGGAUGUGAAGCUGCAGCCAGGACUUCAGAGCAGUAUGUUUCUGCUGAUAGAGUUAAGCUGGAAGGGGAACUGCAGUCACUGCAGGAUUUGCAAGUAGAUAUUGAGUCCCAUGCUUCAGUCUAUGAGAGCCUAUUACAGUUAAAUGAGUCGCUGUUUCCAACAGCUUCCAAGCAGUGUGUGAAAACAACAAAAGAAAAAUUUGAAGAGCUGGAUAAGAGGUGGAAAGCUUUGCCACAAACUAUUGAUAAAAGGAUCAACUUCCUUCAAUCUCUUGUUGCUGAGCAUGGGCAGAUUGAUGAGCUCCUGCUUAGGUUUUCAGACUGGAUUAAGCAAUUUCUUGCAGAACUACAAGCUACUUCAGAGAUAAACACAGCUGAUCAACAACUAGCUGCAUCUCACAAUAAGAACCACUCGGUGGAAGUUGAAAGUAAGAAACAGCAGUUAAAAAGUCUUAAGGAACAUGUAGAUAAACUCUGUUCUUUUAGUAGCCCAGAGGACCAGCAGACAUUGCAGGGAAAGACUGAAGAUUGUUUUCAGAUCUUCCAGGAGGCAAGUCAAAUAACUAGACAAAGACAAGAAGCUCUGGAUCAGCUGCGAGUAUUUCUGGAGCUCCAUAGCACUGCAUCACGAGUGCUCCACCAGCUGAAGCAGACAGUGGAGAAAACAGGAAAUAUGGAUAAAGCUAAAUCUGAAUUACUGGAGAAGGAUCUCAAUGGUGUUAUUCAAGAUCUUAACAAUUUGGAAUCUCUUGCCAUCAGUUUGGAUGGUUCCCUUACUAAGGCCCAAUAUCAUCUGAAACACAGCAUUUCUGGGCAGAGGACCUCCUGCAGGGCUGUGGUGGAUAAUCUGUGUGUAGAACUGGAGGCAGUUCAAAAUCUGCUUGGAACCAAACAAAGUGAGGCAGAAGCUCUUGGAGCCUUGCAAAGAUCUUUCAUGGAGCAUAAGGAACAGUUACUGAAGAGUAUUGAAGAUGCUGAGGAAAAGGCUGACAAAGAGGGCCUGAAGGAAACAACGCUACAAGCCCUCCAGCAAAGAUUGAGGAUCUUUAACCUGUUAGAUGAAGAAUUGAAUUCUCACCAGCAUGAACUCCAGUGGCUCAUGGACAAAGCAAAACAAAUAGCCCAAAAAGAUAUCACACUUGGUCCUGAGGUUGAUAAAGAGAUGAAUCGCUUAGAAUCUCUGUGGAAGGAUACCAAGAAAGUUAUACAUGAAAAAAAGGAACAGUCCUGCAUUCUUAUUGAUCUGAUGAAGGAAUAUCAGAGCUUGAAGUCAACAGUAAUGAAAGUCAUAGACAAUGCUAACAGUGCUUCUGUGAUCAAAUCCAUUUGGAAGGAUCAUGAAGAUGUCAGGCGAACGUUAUCAAAGCAUGAAGCUGCCAAGAAUGAUCUGAGUGAUAAACAGAAAGACCUGGAUGCUUUCACUAAUAAAGGAAAACAUUUGUUAGCAGAAUUGAAAAGAGUGCAUAACUGUGACUCCACUGCAGUAAAAACAGAUAUGAACUCUGUGGUGGACAAAUGGCUAGAUGUGUCUGAAAGAACUGAAGAUAACAUCGACCGACUGAGUGUAAGCGUGUCUCUAUGGGAUGACAUCGUGAAAACUGGAGAUGAAUUAGAUGGAUGGUGCAAUAAGUGCAUUUCUCAACUGAAUGAAGGCAUCAACAACUUCAGUAGCAGUCAGAGAAUGGAGGUCCUCUUGAAUGACUUCCAGUCUGAAGUCAAGGAUAAAGAACUGAAGUUGGAGCAACUUAGUUCCAAAAUUUCAGAACUCAAAGAGCUGACCCAUAGUCAAGAGCCUCCUGCAGAUCUUCAGUUUAUAGAAUCAGAUUUGAGGCAGAAGUUGGAACAUGCCAAAGAAAUGUCAGACACAGCAAAAGAGACACUGAAAGAUUUCAGUACUCAGAAGAUGGAGUUGCAGAAGUUGAUUGGUCAGAUGACAGACUGGUUAACACAAGCGGAAGAGAUGCUGUUAAGCUGUGCACGUAAUGUGGAUCCUGAAGCUCUAAGUAAAGUAAAG
Molecule: messenger RNA, 6891 nt
Organism: Acanthisitta chloris (rifleman)
Lineage: Eukaryota; Metazoa; Chordata; Aves; Passeriformes; Acanthisittidae
Product: nesprin-1-like
Exons: 43
Biological process (GO): nuclear migration
Cellular component (GO): meiotic nuclear membrane microtubule tethering complex; cytoplasm; nuclear outer membrane
Molecular function (GO): actin filament binding
Source: RefSeq, a predicted model, not a curated record